CCUAAUUACAAACUAAACGAAGUAAGUAACUCCUCUGUCAUCUUUGCUCAAAAUUCUCACUACUUCAGGAGGAGGAGGAGGCAUAUCCUAAAAAAUAAAAUCGGAUUCUAUCUUUAUGCUCAUUUUUGUAAGCUUCUUUUCUCUAUUCAAAAGGCUAACCACUGCUGCAGAAUCAAUUUCCACCAAAGUUCACUCCCCAAAGUUGAGGCCAUUCUUCACUCCCCAAAGUUUUGCCAGAAAAGCCGUUCCAGCCCCUAUCUUAUGGGUGAUGCCUGCGAUCCAAUUUCCUUCUUCAUUCCUGAGGAGUCCGCUGCACCCGGUAACAAUUGGGUUCCCUUGCGCCGUGCCGUCAGUGUUCAAUUUAAGCCAAUGCCUCAGAGGAAGCUGCCAGCCAAUGUUUCUCUCAAUUCUUCCUCUCCGCUUUCUUACCAAAUAUCUUGGGUUUGAGUCCAUAUCUAGAAAAAAAAAAACCGUAUUCGGAGGUUCGUACUUCAUUAAUGGGACUCAUCGGUUUUUGUCAGAAUCAACAAUGAGAUCAAUCGAGGAUGAUGACAUCAGAGGCAUUUGUGAAGAUCCAGGUUCCACAGCAGAAGGUUUACAACGAAGUUAAGUUCUCGGUGAUGGUGGCUCCUCCUGCAGCAAUGACAGUCUCACUUAUGGAGAGAAUACCUGAAUUCUUUAAUUCGGAAAAGAUCUACUGUGGUGUUCGGAGGAUUCCCGAUCCAAAAUUCCUAUGACUUCAACGACGUUGUAGAAGCCUUCGGUUGGAAUGAGUUUCCCUACCACGGUGGCACCGCUCCCUGCACCAAUGUUAUUGGCCGUGUGUUCACCGCCAAUGAGUCCCCACCAGAGCCAUUCCCAAAGUAGCCCUCGCAUGAGCGGGUUAUGGCGUUGGUGCCUUGGAUCUUUGGCGUCGGUCCAAGGAAGGUAAGAAGGGAGAAUUGACCAUAGCUUUGAAGAGUGAUGGUGUGAUUGUUGUU
Messenger RNA from Arachis stenosperma, 980 nucleotides. RefSeq lists its product as uncharacterized. The record is from RefSeq and is a predicted model, not a curated record. Bases 116 to 610 code for a protein of 164 amino acids. The transcript has 4 exons. NCBI's taxonomy places the organism in Eukaryota, Viridiplantae, Streptophyta, Magnoliopsida, Fabales, Fabaceae.